Molecule: messenger RNA, 2337 nt
Organism: Ornithorhynchus anatinus (platypus)
Lineage: Eukaryota; Metazoa; Chordata; Mammalia; Monotremata; Ornithorhynchidae
Gene: ANKRD13D
Product: ankyrin repeat domain 13D
Exons: 14
Coding region: 352-2232 (626 amino acids)
Cellular component (GO): cytoplasm
Molecular function (GO): protein binding
Source: RefSeq, a predicted model, not a curated record
ACGGACGACACCGCCUGCGGGGCUGCGGCUCUGCGCGCAGGAGGACCGGCCCACCCCCAGGGCCGGACCAGAGCCAGGACCCGCCCAGGACCAGGCCUGGACCAGAACCACUCCAGAACCAGGACCGGCCCAGAACCAGGGCUGGACCAGAACCACUCCAGAACCAGGACAGGACCAGGACCGGUCCCGGCUUCGGACCAGGACCAGGACCGGCCCAGAACCAGGACCGGCCCAGGACCAGAACCGGCCCGGAGCCAGGACCGGCCCAGAGUCAGGACUGGCCCAGGACCAGGACCGGCCCAGGACCAGAACCGGGCCCGGCCGGCGAUGCGGCGCUGAGCGGAGCCGACCAUGUCCAGUCCGGACCCCAGCUUCCCGCUGCACCGCCUGGUCUGGGCCAAUCGGCACCGCGAGCUGGAGGCGGCUCUGCGCCUCGGACAGCAUGACAUCGAGCUGGUGGACCCUCGCGGGAGGACCCCGCUGGAGUUGGCCGUGUCUCUGGGGAACCUGGAGUCCACCCGGGUCCUGCUGCAGCACAACGCCGACGUGAGGAAGGAGAAUCGGCACGGCUGGGCUGUCCUGCAGGAGGCCAUCAGCACCGGGGACCCGGAGAUGGUACAGGUGGUGUUGCAAUAUCGAGACUAUCAGCGUGCCACCCAACGGCUGGAGAGUGUGCCCCAGCUCCUCAACCGACUGCGCCAGGCCCCCGACUUCUACGUGGAGAUGAAGUGGGAAUUCACCAGCUGGGUGCCCCUGGUGUCCAAGAUGUGCCCGAGUGACGUGUACCGCGUAUGGAAGCGGGGAGAGAGUCUGCGGGUGGACACUACGCUCCUGGGCUUCGAGCACAUGUCCUGGCAGCGAGGUCGGCGCAGCUACAUCUUCAGGGGCCAAGGGGCGGGCGCGCUCCUGCUGGAGGUGGACCACGACGGGCAGGUGGUGCACACGGAGACGCUGGCGCUGGCCGAGCCCACGCGGCUGCUGGCCUCCAUGCAGCCCAGCGAGGAACACGUGGCCAGUCGGCUCACCUCCCCCAUCGUCUCCACGCACCUGGAUACCCGCCACGUGGCCUUCGAGAGGAACAAGUGUGGAAUCUGGGGCUGGCGGGCCGAGAAGAUGGAAGUGGUCAGCGGCUACGAAACCAAGGUGUACAGUGCCAGCAACAUGGAGCUGGUGACCCGCACCCGCACCGAACACCUCUCGGAACAGGAUAAGUCCCGGAGUAAAGGAGGCAAGACCCCAUUCCAGUCAUUCCUGGGGAUGGCCCAGCAACACAGCUCCCACAGCGGGGCCCCGCCGCCACAGCGCGCCAGCCCCACCAAUCCCACAGCCAUCUCUCCGGACGAGUACUUCGACCCAAACUUCAGCCUGGAGGCUCGGACCAUUGGCCGCCCCGUCGAGCUGAGCAGUCGGGUGCAGAAGUUCAAGGCGACGCUGUGGCUGAGCGAGGAGCAUCCUCUGUCGUUGGCCGACCAGCUGGCCCCCAUCAUCGACCUCAUGGCCCUCAGCAACGCUCACUUCGCCAAGCUCCGCGACUUCAUCACCCUGCGCCUGCCGCCAGGCUUCCCCGUCAAGAUCGAGAUCCCCCUCUUCCACGUGCUCAAUGCCCGCAUCACCUUCAGCAACCUGUGUGGCUGCGACGAGCCCCUGCGCUCCGUCGGGGGUCCGGUCCCCCGGACCUCGGACCGGGGGGCCCGGCCCGGCCCUGGCCCCGGCCCCCGACCCCGACCCGGGCCCCGACCCCGGCCUGGCCCCGGCCCAGGGAACCCGCCGGGCUGCGAGCUGGACCCGGCCGUGUUCGAGGUGCCCUUGGGCUACACGGUGCUGGGCCCGGGCCAAAGCGAGCCGCCGCGACCCCAGGACGACGAUGACCACCUGCUGCAGAUCGCCAUCCGACAGAGCCUGCUGGAGGCCGGCAGCGAGGCAGAUCAGGUGACCAUCUGGGAAGCCCUGACCAACUCCAGGCCUAGCCCGGGCCCACGGCCCCCACUGUCCCCUCACCCCCCAGCCUAUGAGGAGCACCUGCAGCUAGAGCGGGCCCUUCAGGAAAGCCUGCAGGCCGACCCCGAACGCCGAGAAAUGGUGUCCUGGGUCGGGGUCACCCCCGGCUUCCACGAGCAGAUGAGCCUGGCCCUGGAAUUGUCUGCGCUGGAGCAGGAGGAGCGGGAGCAGCGCGGGCGGCAGGAGCAAGAGGAGUUGGAGCGGAUCCUCCGCCUCUCCCUCACCGACCACUGAGCCGCCCGCCCCAAGCCGAAACACCGGACCAAGCUGGGUCGGGAUGCCCAGAACUGUCGGGGUGGAGGAGCGGGUGGAAAUAAAGAGGGAAACCCUACCUCCUUC